GCUUUUGCACUGUCUAUUUUAUCCAAUCAGUGAACGUCACUGCUUUGGAUUGGUUGAAAAGAUUUAAGGAGGAUGGGUUCGAUCUUCGAGCCCGCUUAGGUGCGACUUUGGUCGUCCGCCGCCGCAAAAGAAGGCCGCCGUCAAGACAGCCAGGGGACGGCACCGCACACUCUGCGGCGCGAGCGGACGAGCAAGGAUGGCGGACAGCAGACGCGUGUUCGUGCAGCUGGCGGGUGCGCGAGACUCGCAAAUGGAGGUGGGCGCGCCGGUCAUGGCGUUCGUCAUGCCCACAGAUUCGUGGCUUUCUGUCGUCAACGAGUUCCUCAUGAGCUGCAAUGACGACGACAUGGAGGUGGAGCAGCGACCGCCGGGACUACUGGAGGGAUGCGUUGUGCUGCAUGCGGCGUCGCUGCAGCAGAUCUCGGAGCCGGCGAGCUGUGAGGACGGCAAGCAGUAUAUCUUAUGUAUGAGCUUGGACGAUGCUGUGCGGCUCCAGAAGCAGAGAUUCGGGGACAGCACCGCCAGCAGCGUCACUGGUAGUAGUGACACUGACGCACUGGCUCGUGGUAGCAUCGCACUGACCGACCAGCUCGAGUCACUGGAAGAACUGGACUAUUACUUCGACGAUAACGGUACACUACGUCACUGCCGCACGAACCAGGCUGUAUACGAGCUUAUGAGCGACGAGAGGCGUGCCGGCGAGCUGGACGACAUCGUCAAGGCUGCAAUCUUUCACAUCCAGAUGGAAAUGCUGGCCGAGUUGGCCUUCAAACAGGCGCGUGUACCUCUUGACCCGAGGCCUGAUGAGCCGAAGGAAGCUCGUUCCAGUAUUUUCCUUACAUCAGACUGGCGUACCAACUCUAAUCUACUCGUGGUAGUUAAUGGUGGACGUGGAGCGCAGCCAGGUAUUUGGAGUCGAGAUCUGCUGAUUCAAGAAGGUUUGGAGCUGGGAUCGAUGCUGCCAGUGAUGCGUCGAGCUACAGCUUGCAACUUUGGUGUGGCUGUGGUGAAUCCCUCCACUAACAACGUUACCAUCGGGAAUGAUACAUUCCCUAUUCGAGGGAAUUCAUCGCCAGAUGAACACAUGCUCUACAUGUGGGAUAACAUCAUUUCUCGUGCUCAAGCCCGCAAUGUCUACUUUUUAGCGUACUCGUUCGGCGCUAAGUCGGUGGUGACGCUGAUCCAAAAGCGCGAGGAUCAGGUUGUCAAGCGCGUAAAUGCGCUCGUGUUUGCAGAAGGCGCCUAUCGCAUCGACCCAUCGACUACGUCUCCUGCUGUGGCCCAAUUCUUAAAGCAACGUGCCAUCAACUUUAAGGGCGACGCUCAGAUUGCUGUGGGUAGCCAUAUCCCAACAGAAGAGGAGAAACUCUCAUGCAGUUGUUUGUCGGUUGGAGAUCUCACAGCAUCUGGGCCAUCAGCCGACGGUAAAGCCCCACCAACUGCGCCAGCAUCAGCGUUGUCCAAGCGCAGCAGCAGCAACAAGGCCCGGACUAUUAGUCUCUCGCUGGAAACAACGUUCACUUACUUCGUGGCUGCGCGUGAUCGCGGUUGUAGUGCAGCGCAGUUUAUCUCGGAGUCGGAAGCGAAGACACGGACGUGGCUGGGCAAUGUGAUUCGCCAUCGUCUGGACUCGCUGAAGCCUAAAAAGCAGAGUCGUCGCCUCAGUACUGCAAUGGGAGCCAAUGCGAGCGAGUCGCCUCAUCAUCGGAAAACAGCACGUCGAUCUUCGCUGGACACAGACGCGAGUUCGUCGGCAAUGCGCGCCUCGAUCGCUAGCAGUCGUGGCAGCAACUCGUCCAGCCAUCACUCGCACGGAGUGUCUGUAAGUGAUUUCGACCUGAUCAAGGUGAUCGGCAAGGGAUCAAUUGGCAAGGUUUUCCUUGUUCGUAAGAAAGACACACACGUCGUUUACGCCAUGAAGGUGUUGCGCAAGAAGAACGUGGUUCGUCACGGCUUGGAAGAGCAUAUCAAGACGGAGCGACUGAUUCUUGAAGAGAUCGACCACCCAUUUAUUGCGAGGCUGCGCUUCUCGUUCCAGACAAAGGAUAAACUGUAUCUCGUGACCGACUAUUGCUCUGGUGGCGAGCUGUUCCAUCAUAUGUCGGACGAUGGUUUCUCGUACGAAUUGUCUCGAUUCUACGCGGCUGAACUUGUGCUGGGACUGGAACAUCUUCACCGUCUGAAAGUAGCCUAUCGCGAUCUCAAGCCAGAGAAUAUCCUCGUUGAAGCGUCUGGUCAUCUACGUAUUACAGAUUUUGGAUUGUCAAAGUUGAACGUGGUGUCGGACAAAGGCGCGCAGACGCUGGUGGGUAGUCCCGAGUAUCUCGCGCCCGAAGUGUACAACAUGCAGAAAUAUGGCUACGCUGUGGAUUGGUGGUCGCUUGGAGUCUUUAUCUACGAAAUGCUGACUGGCGUGCACCCAUUUUUUGACGAUAAUCGCGAGGUUAUGGUGAAGAAGAUCAUGACUCCUGGCUCUGUGAGCACGAUGAUGCCGCCCGAGAUGCCUCCCGAGGCCGCGUCGUUGAUUUGUGGUCUGCUCACGUUUAAUCCGACUGAGCGAUUGGGUUCGCGUGGCGCUCAAGAACUGCGUGAUCACCCGUUUUUUGCAGAUAUUUCCUGGGACGGACUGAUGCGACGCGAGGUGAUACCGCCAUGGCAUCCAGUGGUGCAGGACGAGCUGGACGUGGGCAACUUUGACUCCGAGUUCACGUCGGAGCCAGUGGUCGAUAGUGUGUGCACACACCAGUCAAUGGUGCUGAGCUCCACAUUCGCUGACUUUACAUUCAACCCCAGCAUUUCGGAUUCCAUGCGCAAGCGAUAAAAAGCUUAGAAUUAAGACCGUCAAUUGCGUUUUGCUUGCAUCCUUGACCCCUUCUCGACCCACGAAAAAAGAAUAAAUUGAUGUGUACGUGCGUGCAAUGAUAAUAAUAAAAAAAUCUUAGUCGUGCGUUUUCAGA
Molecule: messenger RNA, 2957 nt
Organism: Phytophthora nicotianae INRA-310
Lineage: Eukaryota; Oomycota; Peronosporomycetes; Peronosporales; Peronosporaceae
Product: AGC/AKT protein kinase
Exons: 2
Coding region: 197-2821 (874 amino acids)
Biological process (GO): protein phosphorylation
Molecular function (GO): ATP binding; protein serine/threonine kinase activity
Source: RefSeq, a predicted model, not a curated record